Molecule: messenger RNA, 1495 nt
Organism: Symbiodinium pilosum
Lineage: Eukaryota; Dinophyceae; Suessiales; Symbiodiniaceae
Source: the annotation of a GenBank genome assembly
AACGACUUGGCCACGGACAACAUCUGCGUCAAGGCCUUGAAAUUCGUGACGCACAAGUGCGAAGCGACUGGCCGGUCGAAAUGCAUUCACUGGCUCCCCAAGCUUCGCAUGGUAAUCUUCCAGGCCGACAACAAGAGCUCCGUCAUGAACUACCUGCCCAAGCUUGCCGGAUGCUGCACUCAGUUGGCGGUCGAUUUGAAAGCUAAAGCUUUCCGGCUGGAUGGCCCUAAGGGCGAGUACGAUGUCCCCAAGACCACCGAUGUGCUCAAGAGCAAACAUCAUGCUCUCAAUGCCUCCGCCGCUGCUGCCACGGUCCCCGUAGUCAGCGAGCUCCCGACCAUCCAUGAUGCCCUCCAGGAUCAGUACGAUGCCCUUAAGGACAAAUACGACAGCCUAAAGGGCAAGUACGAAGCCCUCAAAGGCCAGCAGGAAGCCCCAAAGGCUACGGCUGUCCCCAAGGAUAAGGCCGCAACCAAGUCGCAGCAGCAUGGAGACCACGCUGAAGUGACUUGUGCCAGUCGAACGCCCGACUACAACUUGGACCGCCUGACACGCCAACCUGAGGGAAAACCUUUCAAGUACAAUCCCAGCAAUCGCGGAGAGGCGGCUACGGUCUUUGUCAUCGACUCCGGCAUCAAUGAGGGCCACGAAGAAUUCCGCCGUAACAACAAAGGUAUUGUCAAGGUUUUGGGCAAGUACGUAGCCCAGGGAAAGCCACCAGGGGAGGACAAAACUCACGGCACACACUGCGCUGGGAUUGUUGCAGGAAACAACUUUGGCGUGGCUAAGGGCGCCUCCUUGGUGGACGUUCAGGUUUUCGGAGAGGAGGGAGGCAGCUCCUAUUCCACCAUUCUGGACGGAAUGAACUUUGUGAUGGAAAGCUGCGCUGGAGGCUUCACGUCCUACGGAGACGGCACCACGCGCCGUUGCGUGGCCUCCAUGUCCCUGGGUGGUCCGAUUUCUUCCGCAGUCAACGAUGCUGUGGAGCGAAUGGUGGCAGCCAACAUUGUCGUUGUGGCGGCAGCUGGAAACGAGGCAAUGAAUGCCCUCUAUGUCUCUCCGGCCUCUGCACCCUCUGCCAUCACCGUGGGCUCCAUGGGUGUUUCCAAGAUUCAGGGCGGGGACUACGUUGCCAGGUACUCCAAUUGGGGACCAGCUGUGGACAUCUUCGCGCCGGGUGAAGCAAUCAUCGCAGCUGAUGCAUGGAACAGCAACGAGUAUGUUCAGUUAUCUGGAACUUCCAUGGCUUGUCCCCACGUUGCGGGUGCGGCCGCCAUCCUAUUGAGUCAGCAUGCAGCCCUUCCGGCCGCCUCGGUGAAGGAGUCUCUCCUGAGAUUGGCAAACGAGCGCAUCACUGGCCCUUCCUGCAGCUUCUCUAUCCUGCAAGUCCCCGAGACGACCGACAAGACGCUGAUGGACACCGAAACGCACCAGACUUGCGAGAACGACUUCAGCGUCCUCCUUGACAUGACCUCUCCCGUGUUGGUUUCCCCUU